This is a messenger RNA of Juglans microcarpa x Juglans regia, 306 nucleotides long. RefSeq lists its product as uncharacterized. Lineage: Eukaryota; Viridiplantae; Streptophyta; Magnoliopsida; Fagales; Juglandaceae. The transcript is spliced from 3 exons. The coding region runs from base 1 to 306 and encodes 101 amino acids. The record is from RefSeq and is a predicted model, not a curated record.
AUGAAGCUUUUAGAUGCCGAGAUCAUUUAUCCAAUCUCAGAUAGUGCAUCGGUAAGUCCAGUGAAAGUCGUCCCAAAGAAAGGAGGGAUAACCAUGAUCAAGAAUGACAACAAUGAACUUAUACUGACAAGUCCGAUCACUGGAUGGUGCAUGCCUUUUGGUCUUUGCAAUGCGUCAGCCAUUUUCCAAAGAUGCGUGAUGUCCAUCUUCUCGGACAUGGUGGAAAAACAACAAGAAGUCUUCAUGGAUGACUUCUCAGUUCAAAGGUGGUCGUCUACACCGAUCGCUCAGCUCUUAAAUACUUGA